AUGUCGACAGCCGUACAAGUAUGUUAUGUGGAGGAAGAAAUAGACAUCGGUGGUGAAAUUGUAGUGAACGCUGGGUGCCGAGAAAAAACGAAAUGUGACGCAAUCGGCUGCUUUGGUGACGAAAAUAAGAUCAGAAAAAGGAGCGCCAAUCAAACCUCAGUCGGGAUACAUAGUGGACAACUAGAUAGAGAUAUUGUAUGUCAUCACUGUUGUGACGGAGAUUUCUGUAAUAUGUAUGGCUGUCCUGAUUCAUACGAGGCGUCGUUUACUGUCUCCCCGCCAAAACACCCUCCCCUCUAUCACGUGACGGAGAUUUCUGCAAUAUGCAUGGUUGUCCUGAUUCAUGUAAGUAGACGAUGCGUCGUUUACUGUCUUCCCGCCCAAACAUUCUCCCUUCUAGCACGUGACGGAGAUUUCUGUAAUAUGUACGGUUGUCCUGAUUCAUUUGAUGUCAGCCAUCUUCCCGGAAGUCGAUGUUUUGUUUGCGAUCACGUUUUACAGCCGGAGUACUGUAAUGUUAUCAAGAACUGCGAGGCAGGCUAUUCCUGUGGUAAAGAAAUUAUGUCAUUUGGUUCUGGUAUAAGGUACACCUUGCUGUGUAUCAGGACACAGGUGCGUUUUAUGAGCAUUCUUUUUGGUGUUGGUAUUUUUCACUCCGGAUCACGGCAAUAA
Molecule: messenger RNA, 672 nt
Organism: Ruditapes philippinarum (Manila clam)
Lineage: Eukaryota; Metazoa; Mollusca; Bivalvia; Venerida; Veneridae
Exons: 6
Coding region: 1-672 (223 amino acids)
Source: RefSeq, a predicted model, not a curated record